ACUGAAUUUAUCCAACUCCACCCAAUCACAAGUACCAGAGACAACACAAAUGCUAGCCUUUACUUACUCUAUUUACUAUUCAUACCCCGACACCUGUCCUGAAUGAUCCAUCACGUCUCUGAAUGAAAAGUAUUUCACAUUCACAACCUUUUCAUGGGUUAAACAGUUGUUUUAUUGUUUGAUACAGAAGUUUGGCCCUCACUGUGACUCUAAGUAUUAUAGUGCCUCAAUAUAUCAUACAGCAGCAGUUUUAAAUCAGAUAUUUUGUAGUUUUUUUUCUGAAGUGUGAGCACUUGUCAGAGAAACAAUUUACUGUAGAGGAGCUCCUGCCAUUUUCUUAAAUGAAUGUCUAGCGUUUGACACCAGUGUAAAGUAAUGCCCUCAAAAUUCCAGGUAUGAUUAAGAAGAUGAUAGACGAUGUCUGAACAGGAACUACAAAUAUCUGGUUCUUUUUUUUUCAAAUUAUAGCAACAGCUGUUGCAGCUUUCAUGUCAGAGACCUCCUUCGGGUCAAAGAUAAACAUGAGUGCCAUUCAGGGCUCGGUUUAGCUUCCUUCAAUUAGAUGAAUCAGUUCUCGUAUGUGUUCUAUCUGCUUUAUUUAUCUUUCUCUAUAAUGACUCUGGGAUUUAGCUUAGAUGAGUUUGAUGGACAACCAACCAUGGGGAUACCCUGGUCCCUAAACCAGGAAUUGGUACUUCUGUCAUUGUGGGGAGAGCCGAAGUCCUCCUGGAAACUGACAUAUGUGUGGAUCUUGAACUUGAGAAACACAGUGGACUAACACUAGAAGAUGACGUGAAUGCUCAAACCGCUACUGACUGAGAAACUUUACUCAGGAUCUCAAGCAGAUUUCUGCCUUUAAUCUAAACUGGGAUCUUGAUUUCCAAGAAAAGAGGGCUUGGCACCACUAAACAACAGUCCGAUUAUUCUACCCUUGGUCCAGGAGCUGCUGUGCACGGCGACCCACCUGGAGCCCACGGACACUGACCCACAGAAUCUACAUCGACCAUGCAGUGGCUCAUGACACUGUGGGUCCUUGCUCUGCUUUUGUGGAUCCCGGCUCAGUGCCAGAAGAGAAGAAAGAAAGGGCAUAGAGACGACAACCACAUCAUCACGUACGAGGGUAAAUCCCUCAUCUGCCCGCUGGAGAUCAUGUUCCUGGUGGACAGCUCGGAGAAGGCGGCGCUGACGCUGUUUGAACAGCAGAAGCAGUUUGUCGUACGCUUCAGUGCCAGACUCGUGCGCCUCCACUCUCCUGGCUGGCGAGUGCGCCUCCGCCUGGCCGUGCUUCAGUAUAGCAGCAGCGUGUCCGUGGAGCACAACUUCAGGGACUGGCAAGACCUGGACGUUUUCCAGAGCCGGGUGUCCUCCAUGGCUCUCAUCGGCCAUGGGACCUACUCCGCCUACGCCAUCACCAACGCCACCAAGAUGUUCAAGGAGGAGACCUCCUCCAGCAGCCUGAGGGUGGCGCUGCUGAUGACGGAUGGAGAGGACCACCCUCGCAGCCCUAGCUCUGUGACGGCCGCCACCACCGCCAAGCAGCAUGGGAUCAGGAUGUAUACUAUCCGGCUGUCUGGAGCGCCGGAACAGGGCGCCGUGGGCAUGAAGCUGAGGUCAAUGGCUAGCUCGCCCCCUCAGCAGCACAUGUUCAGCCUCAGCGACAGCCAGCUGGAGGACAGACUCUUUGAGGAACUGAGCACGUUUGUGAAGACCAGGUGCCAACAGCCCCAAUCCUGCGGAUGUGAAAAAGGAGAACAAGGACGCCCCGGAGAACAGGGGGAACCAGGGGAGCCAGGCCCGCGUGGAGCUCCAGGUCCAAAAGGAUCCAAUGGGGAGCCUGGGGUUCAUGGGCGCCCUGGAAUGACGGGUCUGGAGGGUCGACCUGGAGGGAAAGGGGAAAGGGGGUCAAAGGGAGAGUGCGGAGCUGCUGGAACCAAAGGAGAGCAGGGAGACCGUGGAUCUCCUGGCCCCACAGGACCCAAAGGAGAACAGGGAGGCAGAGGGGACCCAGGAGACCCGGGUCUAGAAGGAGCUUCAGGCCCUAAAGGCGAGCGUGGACCAAGAGGCUCCUCAGGACCUCCUGGAGAUAACGGUUUAGGCUUCCCCGGUCCAAAGGGCAACAAAGGGAACCAGGGAAGACCGGGACCACAUGGAGUCCCAGGUGGAGGAGAACCGGGCUUAUCAGGACCUCCAGGACCUCCUGGGAUUCAAGGCUCUCCAGGCCUGCCUGGUGAAGGUCUGCAAGGACCAAAGGGAGAGCGGGGCUACGAAGGCCUCAAAGGCAGCCGUGGAGCUCCAGGACUCGGCACCAAAGGUGAUAAGGGAAACACAGGAGUCCCAGGACUGCCAGGAAUGCUGGGCUUCCCGGGCCCCGGCCUCCAAGGAGAGAAGGGGGAGCAGGGACCUAUUGGCCCCUCAGGUCCCAGAGGCCCUUCAGGACUGGGCACAGCUGGAAGCAAGGGUGAUCAGGGUUUUCCCGGAGACCCCGGAGCUCCAGGGGAGAGGGGUGUGGGUGAACCGGGAUCAAAGGGUGAGCCCGGACCUGACGGAGCUGCUGGGAUACCUGGCAUUCCAGGAGAAGAUGGAGCUGUGGGGGCCAAGGGGGAGGUGGGCUCACCGGGGCAGCGAGGCCUGGAGGGAGAGGCAGGCACAGGCAUACCUGGAGAAAAGGGUGACAGGGGGGACCGGGGACCGAGGGGCCUACCAGGGUCUCCAGGCCCAGUUGGACCUCCUGGGGCAAAGGGAGAACCGGGCAGCACAGGAACCAGCGGCCUACCUGGACCUGCUGGGCGUGGCUUCCCAGGAGCAAAGGGAGACCCCGGCUCUGUGGGACCUCCAGGACCUGUGGGAGAGCCUGGUGUAGGAAUCAUGGGACCCAAGGGAACCAAAGGAAGUACUGGAUCUGUGGGUCCAUUAGGGCCUAAGGGAGAGGGCAUACCAGGGCCACAGGGUCAGCCAGGUCUGCCUGGACUUCAGGGAGAAACGGGACCUGAAGGGAGAGGACUGCCUGGACCAAAGGGGGACAGAGGCUCACCGGGUGUCCCUGGACUCUUGGGUCCUCCUGGAAUUGGACUUUAUGGACCAAAGGGCUCUCCAGGACAGCCAGGCCCCUCAGGACCACAUGGGCCACCAGGAAAGGGAGUCCCAGGACCAAAGGGAGAGCCGGGCUUUCAGGGGCCAAUAGGACCUCGGGGGCUUCCAGGUGAUGGUCUUCCUGGGGAGAAGGGAGAUCAGGGAAAGCCCGGAGACAGAGGGAAGAAGGGAGAGCGGGGCGACGCAGGAGUAUCUGGCACACCUGGACCCUCGGGGACGCCUGGUGAAAAGGGGGGGCCAGGACUCACGAAAGAAGAAGUCAUCAACAUCAUCCAGGAAAUAUGUGGCUGUGGAGUGAGGUGCAGGGGAAGUCCUCUGGAGCUGGUGUUCGUGCUUGACAGCUCUGAGAGCGUGGGACCAGAGAACUUCGAGGUGGUCAAGGACUUCGUGAGCGCCCUCAUUGACCAGAUGACGGUGAGCUGGGAGGCCGGCCGGGUGGGUGUUGUGCUCUACAGCCACGUGGGCGUGGUGGUGGUCAACCUGCAGCAGCAGUUCAGCCAGCACGCCAUCAGGGACGCCGUCAGGGGAAUGCCAUACCUUGGCGAGGGCACGUUCACGGGCACAGCCAUCCAUCAGGCCACCCAGCUGUUCCAGGCUUCCCGUCCUGGCGUGAGGAAGAUGGCCCUGGUGUUAACAGACGGACAGACCGAUCCGAAUGACAGCACGCCGCUAAAGGAAGCAGUGGUGGCGGCCCAUGCAGACGGGAUUAAGAUGAUAGCUGUUGGGGUGAUGAGCAAAAGAAAUGCUCUAUUUGAGGACUUUCUGGCAGAGAUGAAGACAAUAGCUUCUGAUCCAGAUGAAGACCACUUCUACCUCGUGGAAGACUUCAGAUCGCUGCACACUCUGGAGAGUGACGUCUUGAAGCACAUUUGUGAUGAGGGCCACCUCAUCAGAACAACCUCUCCUCCAAACAGUGUUUCUCCAUCAGAGUCAACCCGUCCGGGAUCUUCAUCUCGCACAGACUCUGAGGAAGAGGAGGAAGUGGAAGAGGAGGAGGAAGAGGAACACGGACAGCUGCAGACCCCCACAGUGCCCCCAGCAGAGCUGGUCACCGAGUCCACGGAGGAUCCCUGGAAUGACCUGCUGGACGUCACGUUUACCCCGCCUGAUGAUGAGGGCUCAGAACUGACCUCCACUUUGAGCCCGCAGACCACACCUGAAGAGCUGCCGGGGAGCACCACCCUCAUCCCCCAGACUCCUGCAGCGCUGACUGUGUCACCUGUGUCAGGUGGGGGCUGCUCCCAGCCUCUGGAUCCGGGUCCUUGUCGGCUCUAUCAUGUCAGGUGGUACUUUGACCCUCAGGCCAACUCCUGUGCUCAGUUCUGGUACGGAGGCUGCCACGGCAACCAGAACAACUUUGAGACGGAAGAAGUCUGCAGGGAGGCGUGUGUCUUCACGUAACACACCAUGGAGGGGUCGAAAAGUGAGCUACGCUCCAAGGCUCCAUUGGCGGCACUUGUGGACAGAAAGGACGUAGAAGCUGGGGAAGGGGGCAUGUCAGUGCCUUAAGGCUGUGUCACUGCAGCUUCACUCUGACCUACUGCUUCCAAGCUGUCAUGACUGUGAGGCCCAUCGGUUUGCUCCACCUUUUUUGUUACUUCCUUCCUUCUCUGCAUCCCUCACCAUCUUCACCCAUGCAGUCCCACCAUAUUCUCAACUCUGAACAUGAAGCCGAUGGGACGUCCGGAUGCAGCAGAAAGUGAUGGACUCUGCGAGUGCGGCUUCAAUCCCGCACAGAGGAAACAUCUCUGGACUCCUCUCGCUGCUCACACCAGCUUUAGUUCAUGUUUCCUGAAAACAUGUUAAAACCACUUCAAAAAAGACUUUUUUUUUUUAGAAAGUUUUGCAGAAAUGAGUCUUAGUUUUUGGACAAUAACUUUUGUUUACAGUAAAAAUUGUGUUUUUGUAGAUGAAAAGCAAUAAAAAAAACACAUUAUUUGUGGUGACCCCCUGAAAAAAUAGUAAUUUUCCAGAUAGUAAGACAAUAUUUGCUUUUUUCGAUUAAAAAAAAAAAAAUUCAACUACAGCAAUUCUAGCUAUUCUGGCACAACCAGGUCAGGCUGUUUGAUACAAAUAUACGUCACGUUCACUUAAAAAAAUUCUUUAUUUAGCAUCUAUUUGAAAGCAAAAACAAAAAUAUACUAUUUUUUUCACAGCUGGAAAAUAAAUUCAAGCAUUAAGGGGUUAAACCCUUGGUUUUGUGGGCGGGAAACCCCAAAAUAAACAAAAGUUUCCACAGAUAUAUCAUUCCUCACGUAGAACUUGAAAAGAUUUUUAUAUAAUUGAAGCUUUGAUUAAAGUUGUAUUAUGAAUAAAUACUUUAUUUUCAUG
Messenger RNA from Oryzias melastigma (Indian medaka), 5421 nucleotides. It is a transcript of the gene col28a1a, whose product is annotated as collagen, type XXVIII, alpha 1a. Bases 1006 to 4491 code for a protein of 1161 amino acids. NCBI's taxonomy places the organism in Eukaryota, Metazoa, Chordata, Actinopteri, Beloniformes, Adrianichthyidae. The record is from RefSeq and is a predicted model, not a curated record. Gene Ontology annotation, molecular function: serine-type endopeptidase inhibitor activity. The transcript is spliced from 36 exons.